CACAACAACAACAACAACAACCAUGGCCGCAGCUGGGGCUGACGGUGGCAUGAAGCCCCUUCAAAAUGCCAUGAAAAUAGCUAAAGUGGCUAUACAAUUGGACGCAGGGAACCGACAUAAGGAAGCUUACUGUGCAUACUUGAGGAGUAUCAACUUCAUCUCCCACUCACUUUUGGAGGAUGCUGUAUCGAGGAAGGGAGAGAUGGUAGCAGUAGAGGUGGAAAAGAUGUUGAGGCUGGCUGAGCAGUGUUUGGAGAGAGCCAAGUCCUCCUUCAUAGGAAGGAGAGAUGACCCCCCAACCCCUACCUCCUACACUACACCUACCAACUCAGCAGCACUCAGCCUGACCACAACCUUAGCCCCGUCUGUUGCAGUAAGCCCUGGAAAGAUUGUUUCGCCACAACCACAAGAUCUCGUUAUUGACUCGGGGCCUAAACAUAACCCCAGGCCUGGACAGCGCAGAGUUCUCUCUGAGGGUGGAGGGGAGGUCACCCCCUUCCUGCCCCCAGAAGUCUUCCAGAGGUUGCAGACAGUGGAGUCACAGGAUACCAGGAAGGAGCUUACACCCAUAGAGGAGGCCUCACGGUUGAACCAGAAGUUGAAAGAAAAUUAUGAAGCUCGUCUGGCCCGACUCCCCCCUGCUCAGGCCCGUACACAGAAGACUUCUCUGACUCUCUCUCUUCAGAGGCAGAUGAUGGAGAACCUGAUCAUUGCCAAGGCCAGGCAAGAUGCUGUCCAAAGGAAGAUGGAGGAGAGGAGACUGAGGCUACAGGAGGAGGCCAACAGGAGGUUUGCCGCAUCUGGAACAAUUACUGCAGAAGAACAGGAGCAACGUGUUCUGUACACAAAUGUUUUGGAAUAUGAACAAGAUCAUGACUGGCCCAAGCUUUGGAAAGCCAACCUUAAGAAAAAUCCUGGUGAUGCCACAUUGGUGUCCGGCCUUGUUUCAUGUCUUCUCAGCUGUCCAGACCACCCUGUGAUGAAGCUACUGAAAAGGCUCCAGUACAGAGUUUACAACAGGCUCUACCCAAUCGUGAGUAAGAGUCUACCUGCAAGUCCUGCCCUGCCCAUGAAACCCUCCCACAGCGCUCAGAGCCUGUUGAUCUCAGACUCUCAUCAGAACGUGUCAAAAUCUGAAGUGGACCACAGUAUGUCGUCCGAUGCCUCUCUCAAUAUCUCCUUCUCCCAUGACCAUAUUGCUAACGAGGAGUUGGAUAGUGAUGGGCCCCAUACACUGGACAGGGAGAAUUCGUUUGAGGAUCUGGAGCAGUUCCUGACGCAGCUGGACUGGGCUCCCUCCCAUGGGGACCCUGACGUGACCUUUGAACCGUCACUGUUGGAUCAGGAGGAGUCUCUCGUUCAAGACUUGGAGAUGCGUGAUCUCAAAGAACACCUCAAGGCUAUUGUGAAGGACAUCCAUAUUGCCAUUGAUCAACUUUUGUCGCUAUGUCUGCUCUCCUUUGAGUGUCUGAACACAGCCAGUUCUAAGGACCUGUGUGUGGCCAGCAUAGAAGAAGCCUUCUUUACUCCCCUCUGGAGCCCUCUGUUGGCUCUCUUCAGGAAGGUCCACAGAGAGAGGGAGCUGUCCUUUGAGUCCAGUAUGAUACUAUAUCGGGACAUCUCACCUGGUGACGUUGGUGUCGCAUCGAAACUGUACCCCCAGGACCCUGUCAUGCUGCAUGGUUCCUACCCCUAUGAAUCGGCAGUGCAGGAGCUUCGCUUGCUGUGCGGAGAUUGCUGUCCCCAGAGAAAGCUUGAGUGCAUUGUUCGGACGUUGCGUCUGAUCUGUGCUUGUGCUCAAGACUACUGCUGCCUUCAUGAGGCAGAAUCCAAAACUGCAGCCAUUGGGGCAGAUGACUUGUUGCCCAUCCUCUCCUAUGUGGCUCUGCACUGUGAGCUGCCUCAGCUGGUUUCAGAGUGUGCUGCCCUGGAGGAGUUCAUUCAUGAAGGGUAUCUGAUUGGAGAGGAGGGCUACUGCUUGACCUCCAUGCAAAGUGCUCUGCAAUAUGUGGAGUCAUUGCACACAGGAGGAUUUCAGCUGCACAACACUAAACUCACCUGAUACAGGCUGCUGCUUUGAAAUGGAAACCAGUAUUCCCUGUGUUGCAGUGCUCUGGAGUGGCAGUGCCUGUUAGCUGCAGACUGGACCACCGUUCAACUUAAUUCAGUGUUCUGUGCAAGAAAUGACUGACUUUCAAAUUAAUUUUCUUAUUUGAAAGUGAUCCAUAUUGAACUGUGCAUUUAUGCAACAAUGGUUCUGAUGGGCUGGACCUGGUUUCCAAGUUCUGUUUCUGUUCAGCCAGGUGAUUUGACAUAGUCUGAUUGAUUGUUACCUGGACUAGCUCCAAUGUGGAAUUUCUUUGCUUAUGACUCCCCUUAUUUGAGGGGCAUUUAGGUCAAGUGCUUGAAGCUUUGUCAUACGUCAACCUAAAGUCUGCAAAAUAUUUUAUCACACUUGUCCAAUAUUGCUCAGUUUUAUUGCUUUCAGUUAGGAACUGACCCUGUAAUUUUAUUAAAUUAAUGUCUGAAACAUUACUAUGUACUACCGUAGAGCAACAUCUCUCUUUUGAAACUAAAAAAAAUGCAUGGAUUGAUAAAUUAUUUUGUAAAUGCUAACAGUAUAUUAUAAGAAUAAUUUAUUUUAGUUGUUUAGAUUCCAGUUACAUUUUUAUGCUUGCAUUCAGGAUAUGUUUUAAGGUAAUGCACACAUGUUGCUAAAGAACUAGGUUGGUGUGAGUGAUUGAAACGUUGCUAUGUAUUGUGUUUCCUGAGAAUGUGUGUCCAUGCAAGAAUUUGUGAGGACAAUGCCGCUGAAAAAGUGCAUGCGAAAUUGAGAUAUGGGCCCCCCAACAAAACAUUUUGGGACCAUGAUAAGAACUAAUUUACUGUCUAAUUAGUAAUUACCUCUAAAUAUUUGCCCACAAGUUAUCUUUUGUAUUUUGUGCAUUUGGGUGGCUGGAGUUAGAGGUGAUUCAGACAGGGUUAUGGUUAAUCGCUCUUUUGGAGUAUCUUAGAGCACAGGGGGAAAAAUUGGCGAUACUUUUUAAUUUAAUUAAAGCUUUUUCACUUUAGGUUUGUCCCACUUCUGAAAGCCUCAUCAGUUAAACUAAUUCACUAAGUGCGAAGAUAUGAAGGGUUUUGCUACUAUGGUUGAACAUUUUCACAACAUGUUUUAUAAUUACAGAAUUUAACAUUCAUUUAUCAUGAACUGGUGUCAGUACAGUAUUAGGUUGAGGUUAAAAGGGGGAGGGUGGUGGAUUUAAGGGAGUGUUUCUACCAGGCUCUAACAGUCACUCAAAGCACUGACUAUAAGGCAAUAGUUGCGUUCCAGGCUGACUACAUUGCAGACACAUGUCAGAUCUAGAUGGGUGUUUUAAUAUAUCCGCUAACCAAAUCGUAUGAUAUUGCAAUCUGAUGGCAAACUGCACAGUUGAUGACGAAGCACGCAACCAUUUGUUGAUGCAAUGCAACGUCUGUGACGUAGUCGGCCUGGAACGCGUCCAGUGUCUUCUCCUCUGCACAUCUAUAUGAAAACACAGAGCACGGACAACUCUUAAUACCUGGUUUAUUGACUCAAUUACAUUUUUAUUCAUACUGUUGUUUUUUAUGCUGUAUUUUUUCUAUUUAAUACUUUUUAUUUGGUCUGUUAAAGAAAUUAAUGGGUCCAAAAGAUGUGAAAAAAAAUUGUUUUGACAUGCUAAAAUAAGUGUACCACCUGCUGUCAGCAUUCUGUCUUUUGAAACCAUCUGUGAAAAUUGUAACACCAAAAAUGUGCUAAUAUGUAUAUAUUUAUGUGAGAGGGAAGUAUAUAAAUAAUAUAAUGGACAUAAUGGGAUGUAAUGUAUGCUGUUGUAUGUCACACAGUACGUGAACCACUACAUUGACUCAACUAAUUAUGACCUGUUUUAGUUUUUUUGCUCUUGAAGACAUAUGAACAUGUAUGUUGAUUAGAGAGUCAGAUUCAAUAUGCUAUUUUAUUGGAGAAACCCCCAUAGACAAUCAUAAUCUGUGUGGGGAGUCUUAGACUGGGUUAUUAUAAAUGUGUGUGUGGUCCUGGACGUUUAUAACAAUAAAGAAGUUGAGGAAAAA
This is a messenger RNA of Coregonus clupeaformis (lake whitefish), 4089 nucleotides long. Its product is annotated as VPS9 domain-containing protein 1. Gene Ontology annotation, cellular component: endocytic vesicle; cytosol. The transcript is spliced from 16 exons. Gene Ontology annotation, biological process: vesicle-mediated transport. Bases 23 to 2062 code for a protein of 679 amino acids. Gene Ontology annotation, molecular function: guanyl-nucleotide exchange factor activity; small GTPase binding. The record is from RefSeq and is a predicted model, not a curated record. NCBI's taxonomy places the organism in Eukaryota, Metazoa, Chordata, Actinopteri, Salmoniformes, Salmonidae.